Theobroma cacao (cacao) is the source of this 1935-nucleotide messenger RNA. Its product is annotated as Transducin/WD40 repeat-like superfamily protein. Gene Ontology annotation, molecular function: protein binding. NCBI's taxonomy places the organism in Eukaryota, Viridiplantae, Streptophyta, Magnoliopsida, Malvales, Malvaceae. The record is from RefSeq and is a predicted model, not a curated record.
GCGGGAAAAGGGAAAAUGCAACAAAAUAAUAAAGUGCAAAUCUCCACAAAAAAGAAAUUGGAUCGAUUAGCUGUCUCUGUUGUGUUUGUUCUAAUGGACAAAUUCUUGGUUCCUUCCAAACCCUCAACUGAAAGCCCUAAACCCAAGCCAAGAUGUCGUCCAUGGCAAAGAAGCAUACUCGAAUUGAACGGAAAGUUCGAUCCUAAGUACCGCCACGACCUCUUUGGCCUCCUCAUGCAUUCUUAUUCCGAGAUUGGGGCAUUUCCGCAUUUUUAUCACAUUGAUGGAAAGCCGUGUCAAACCCAUAUUAAUCGGAUAAACAAUGCUGUGAAUUCAGGUGGCCAACUUCCAUUCAGAAUGCAAGGAAUAUCUGCAGUUGACUUUGACAACAAGGGAAUUUACUUGGUGGCUGUAACAAAAUCAGGGUGCUUAACAGUGCAUGACUUUGAGACUCUAUAUUGCCAAAGUAAUGAUUCACUGCCACGCUUAACCGAAGAUGAAAGUAAGCACUUACUGCACCUCUAUUUGCGACAACAACUUGAUGUUGUUCGGUGGAAUCUUGCUAACCAAGAUGAGGUUGCUUGUACUUCUGUGAAAAGUAAUGAAGUACUGAUCUUUGAUAUUGGUUACAUCUCUUCUAAACCAGUUGAGGUGUUAAGAACGAGACGCUCUCUCUCUGUUCUUGGUUCUGAAGUCUAUAAGGGUCUAUGUGAUAUAGCUUUUACGGCAACUGAUGAUUCAAGGUUGAUUGCUUCCGACACGCAUGGCAUAAUCAAUAUAUGGGAUAGAAGAAAAAGUGUUCUUCCUUGCCUCGAGCUUAUAACUGGUUCCUGUAGCACCCUCAAUACUAUCCAACCGCAUGUGGAAAAUCAGACAAUUUUUGGUGCUAGUAAGGAUGGGAAUAUAUAUAUGUGGGAUCUUCGUGGAGGAAGAACAGCUGCUGCUUUUCAAUGUCAUAAUGAGGCAGGUCAUCCACCUCUAAUAUCUUUGAAGUUAGCAACAAUGCUGGAAAAGAUUGGAUCUUUAAAGGCACAAUCAGAUAUUGUUCCAAAGGAAAUACACUCCAUUGAUCUUGAUCCUUCUUGUCCAUAUCAAUUGGCAUUCCAUCUAGAUGAUGGAUGGUCAGGUGUUUUGGAUAUUUAUAAUUUAAGAGUUACACAUGUUCAUUGCCCUCCUCCAGCUUGGUUAAAUGGAGCCAGCAUAUCAGCUGAUCUACUAUACUUGAGAAAACCAUCAUGGCUGCCAACAUCUUCUAUUUACGCGGUCGGAUCAUCAUCUGACAGUGGCAUUCAUAUUUUAGAUUUUUAUCCAGAUACCAGCUCUCCCAGCCAUGUGGACUACAAGGAGGAUCUGCAGAGUUUGUCCAAGAUGAACUAUCAACGGAAGCAAAAUAUUUUUGUUCCAUUGUCUGAAGGUGUAACCACAUGUGCAAGUCAUCCCCUUAAUGGUACCAUUGUAGCUGGGACGAAGCAUUCAUCUUUGCUUGUCGUUUCUCAACCACGCCAGUCAUUCUGAGGCAGAAAUUUGUGUAAGCGACAGGAAAGGCCAUCUGAAGUUAGGAAACAGGAGUUUUUCCCUACAGCAUGCCAAAGAGUCCCGAGGCAAAAAAGCAUUGAAGCUGGUAACUCAGAACUGUUUGAUUGGAGUCUAUCAGUUUCAAAUAUAGGAUCUUGAGAUCAAGUGCAGGGAAUGAUUUUGCUGUAUGGAGGAUUCUUCAUUAACAGGUUUGUUUUAAAAGACAAGCUCUGCUGUAUUAUUGUCAAUCUUUUUCUGGCACUUGAUUUGUAUAAUUGUAUAAUGAAUAGAUUGCAAGUAGCUCUUGUUUCGUUAUAGAGUAGAUUAGAUUCACCAGGAUUCCUGUCUCUACAGUUUUGAUCUUCCUAAAGAUGCUGUAUUUGUAUCAAUAUACGCCAAAUUAGUUUGGGACCCUAGCCA